Messenger RNA from Mugil cephalus (flathead mullet), 3085 nucleotides. Its product is annotated as eukaryotic initiation factor 4A-I-like. Lineage: Eukaryota; Metazoa; Chordata; Actinopteri; Mugiliformes; Mugilidae. The transcript has 11 exons. Gene Ontology annotation, molecular function: RNA helicase activity; ATP binding; translation initiation factor activity. The record is from RefSeq and is a predicted model, not a curated record. Gene Ontology annotation, biological process: cytoplasmic translational initiation. Bases 107 to 1315 code for a protein of 402 amino acids. Gene Ontology annotation, cellular component: cytoplasmic stress granule.
GGGCGGGGCCACAUCUAAAUGACGGCGAGCUGUUGCAAUGAGAAAGCCUCUUUGUGCAUGUCAGCGUAUAUAAGACAUUUUUGCGGCACUUUCUUUCUUUGGAAUAAUGUCGGCUGAAUAUGAAAAUAGUGGCCCUGAGGGCAUGGAGCCAGAUGGGAUCAUUGAGAGUAACUGGGACCAGAUCGUGGACAGUUUUGAUGAGAUGAACCUGCGCGAAGCUCUGCUCAGGGGAAUUUACGCCUAUGGUUUUGAGAAGCCUUCCGCUAUCCAGCAAAGGGCAAUUAUCCCUUGUAUCAAGGGUUUCGAUGUGAUCGCUCAGGCCCAGUCUGGAACUGGGAAGACUGCCACCUUUGCUAUUUCCAUCCUCCAGCAAAUUGAUGUGGAGCUGAAAGGCACCCAGGCUCUGGUCCUGGCUCCCACCAGGGAGCUGGCUCAGCAGAUCCAGAAGGUGGUGCUGGCUCUGGGUGACUACAUGGGAGCCAGCUGCUACGCCUGCAUCGGAGGGACCAACAUCCGCAACGAGGUCCAGAAGCUGCAGGCCGAAGCCCCCAACAUAGUGGUGGGAACCCCCGGACGUGUCUUUGACAUGUUGAGUCGCAAGAACCUGUCCUCUAAGUACAUCAAAAUGUUUGUGCUGGACGAGGCCGAUGAGAUGCUCAGUCGAGGAUUCAAGGACCAGAUCUACGAGAUCUUCCAGAAACUGGCCAGCAGCACACAGGUUGUCCUUCUGUCGGCCACUAUGCCGGCCGACGUGCUGGAGGUCACAAAGAAGUUCAUGCGUGAACCGAUCCGAAUCCUGGUCAAGAAGGAGGAGCUGACCCUGGAGGGUAUUCGCCAGUUCUACAUCAACGUGGAGAAAGAGGAGUGGAAGCUGGACACGCUGUGUGAUCUGUACGAGACGCUGACCAUCACACAAGCGGUCAUCUUCAUCAACACAAGGAGGAAAGUGGACUGGCUCACUGAGAAGAUGCACGCCAGGGACUUCACAGUUUCUGCUCUGCACGGAGACAUGGACCAGAAAGAGAGAGACUUGAUCAUGAGGGAGUUCCGCUCCGGCUCCAGUCGAGUCCUCAUCACCACUGACCUGCUGGCCAGAGGAAUCGACGUGCAGCAGGUGUCUCUAGUCAUCAACUACGACCUGCCGACCAACAGGGAAAACUACAUCCACAGGAUUGGUCGGGGCGGUCGCUUCGGCAGGAAAGGAGUCGCCAUCAACAUGGUGACCGAGGACGACAAGCGAACCCUGAGGGACAUUGAGACAUUCUACAACACCACGGUGGAGGAGAUGCCCAUGAACGUGGCCGACCUCAUCUAGACGCCGACGACGACUCCAGACGCCCUCCGUUCUCCCCCGACCUGCUCAUUUUUACAAGUCAAAAUCUCCAAUUCUAAACAUUUUUUUUGUUUAAAAAAAAAGAAAAAAAUCCACCGUGACUUUACCCCCCCCCCUCCUUCAUCUCUACAUCCAAAACUUUUGGUUUUUUUUUUUUUUUUUUUUUUUCUCGUCCAUGUUGGAAGGGUAACCUGCUUAAAAAAAAAAAAAAAAAAACGGCUUCAUCUGUGUAUCAUAUCGUUUGUUCAUAUCGGAAAACAACAAAAAAAAAAAGUAAUACUCCCAGCUGUUAAUCUAUCUUAUCUCUCUUUCUCUUUUCCUCCAAAAACCACCGUCCGCAUUUCCCCAAAAAAAAAAAUUUCAAAAUAAAAGCCUUGUAGCGCUUGAGAAGGCCGGGGAGCUUUUAUUUUUUUUUUUUUUUUGUGAAAUGCGGCCGGUGGGUUUUUCGCUGGACGACGCUGCUGCUGCUGGUUAAACUGAAGUGCUUUUUGGACUGCAAGUUUGGGUUUUGGACUUGUUGACGCCGCGAGGCUCCGAAUGGAAAAACGCGGGGGGGGGAAAAAAGUGCUGCAUUUGACCAGAUCAGUAUUAAAAAAAUAAUAAUAAGUCUUCGGUGUAUUUAAACGGCUUUUCCACAUCCAUCUCUGAUCAUGUUUAAAAAAAAAGUUAAAAAAAAAAACGUAAAAAAGAAAAGGAAAAAAUAGCAGUUUUUCGGGGUCUCGCGUACACGGGGGCAUAUUCAAUAAAAAGACCUGUAUAGUAAAAUCCGUCAUGAAUGAGUGGUUUUACCAUUUUGAUCUGAUGUUUUUCUAUAUGAUUUUUUUUUUUUUUUUUUUUUACGGCUUCGUUCAGUUGACGACUGCUUCACCCACAGGUGUUUGGAGUCAGACGUAACGGUAAGUUUUUAAAAGGAGCCUUUUUGUUUUUUUUUUUGUUUGUUUCCUGGCCCAGACAUCCUGGUGUAACUUCUCCAUCUCGAGGUCUUCAAGCGUUAUCGCUCAUUUAAGGGUUUAUUCUUAUUUUUAUUUUAUUUUUUAUUUUUAGAGGAAGGAAUCGGAGCGGCUUUGUAUCCCACUUCUCCUAAAGUUUUCUCGAGGUUGGCGUUUUGACUUUUGAAAGGACCAAACUACAUGAUUAGUGCUCACCUUUCCCUCCCCCCUCCCUCCCCCCUCCCCUCAUUAAAAUGCCUGUCAUCACACGGGGGGGGGGGUCUAUGCUACCAGUGCUAUUUUUUAAGUGAAUUUAUGGAUUGUUAAUCUUUUUCUGAGACAGAAACCGUGUAUCAAGUUUUCUACAUUGGAUUCUGUAUAGUAUUUAUUUUAAUGGUCUUUUAAAAACGACAAAAAAAAAAAUAAAAAUAAAAUAAAAGUUUCUCCUUUGUAACAGUUUAAGCUGGCCUCUGCAUUGUUGGGUAGCGUGGAAGCUUGUUUUUGGCCCAGAACCAUGUGUGGACGGUGCUUUUGUUUAGUUUUAGAUUCACCGCGUCGCUUUUAGAUGUCGAUGGGAUUUUGUUUGAGGCCUCACGUUGCCUUUUAUUAUUUUUAUUUUUUCUUUUUCUUUCUUUCUUCAUGUUUUCCCUUCUGCAGCUCGCCGCUUCAUCGGAAACAUUUCAUCAUGUCAUAACUAAAUAUUUAUCGUCUCCAUACUGGGUGUCUCUCUCUCUACGUCGAGGCCAGGUCACAUGUCAACAAUCUGGUCUUGAUCACACAUUAAAAAAAAUAAAUAAAAUAAUAAAAAUUAUUUACAACCUAA